Adineta steineri is the source of this 13833-nucleotide messenger RNA. NCBI's taxonomy places the organism in Eukaryota, Metazoa, Rotifera, Eurotatoria, Adinetida, Adinetidae. The record is from the annotation of a GenBank genome assembly.
AUGAUGGAAGGCGAAAUGAAAUUUGUCAUCGUCUCAAUAAUUGUUAUGAUAUUGAUGAUGAUGGAAUCGAUAAAUGGUCAAACAUGUUUCAAUAUGUGGGAUCCUAUAUUUGAAGCGAAUUUCGAUAAUCCACCAACAAUGUGUCCUGUUAGUACAACAAGUGGAGCAUCUUGUGUAUUUCCAUUUGUUUAUGACGGAAUAACUUAUGUGAACUGCACAAUUCAAGGUCCAAAUAAUGCUGAUUUUGAACCUCAAUGUGCUACAGCAGUUGAUUCGAAUAAUGUUCCUAUUACUUGGUCCAACUGUAUAGUUCCAACUGAUGCUGUGAUCUUCUAUGCAACAGUUCGAAAAAAUGGUCCAUGGACACAAAAUACAGGUAGUUUACAAGGUGGAACGAUGUUAUGGAUUUAUGGAGCUCGAUUUGCUCCAAAUGGUUUUAGUACAACCCCAUCAACAUCAACAACAAAUACUGUUCAAUUAGUUGAUGGGUAUUCAGUUUAUGAUUGUGAAAUGCAUAUAGAUAAAAUAACAUCUACUCAAUUGACUUGUUAUGCUCCAGUAAUCCCUGAGGGUCUUUAUCAAAUUCGAGUUUAUGUCAAUGAUAAUUUAAUUCCCCUUUAUCAAUAUACUAAUAAAACUCAAGCAACAUUUGCAGCUGUUCCAAGUGCUACACCAAUAAUUAGUAAUAUAAUGCCACAAACUGGAACACCACAAACCUUAAUAUCAUUAUCUGGAAUAUUUCAAACAGCAUGUAUUUCACGUGAUAUUGUUGGAUGUUCAGAUGAUAAUAAUCCACUUAUUUCUCGAACAUAUGUUGGUGGUCAUCUUUGUAAUUUAAUUAAUCCAAUAACUGGAGCAAAUUAUUCAGUUGUAACUGAUACUUAUCUCCAAUGUUUUUUUGAGGGUACAGAAGUUGGUUUAUUUAAUAUCAGUGUACUUGUCACUAAUCAAUAUGGACGUACAUUGGUUAAUUCAAAUUUAUAUCGUAUAUCAGCUAAUGAAAAAUUAUAUAAUUUUCAAAGUUAUGCAGUUAUAUCAAGUGUGUCUCCAACUAGUGGUAGUACACAAGGUGGUACAAUAUUGACAAUUACUGGAAAUUUUUUUAGUACUAAUGUUGCAUAUCCAUUAAUUGUUAAUGUUGGUGGACAACCAUGUACAAUUUUAUUUACAAAUUUAACAAUAAUUCAAUGUCAAAUUCCAUCAAUAACAGUACCAAGUAGUCGUGGUCUAGAAUUAUAUCAUGAUUCAGUUGCAUAUACACAAGCAACAUUAUCUAGUACUAAUCCUCCUUCACCAAGUUCAGCUGCAACUCACAUGUCAAUUGAUGAUGCAUCUUAUGUUUCCAAUAGUUCAUCAGAUGAAACUGUUUGGAUUAUUGGUUUUGUCCGAAUUAGUAAAACAGCAAUAUUUACAUUUUCAUUACAAACAAAUGGCAAUGGUGCUUUAUUUUUAAGUACAGAUGAUGAUCCAUCGAAUAAAAUAUUGAUUGUAGAUCCACCAUCAUAUAAUCAAUCGGGCGAUAUUGUUUUACAAAAUAAUACAAAUUAUUAUAUCUUUUGUGUUGCUUCUCGAACCGGUGGUUAUUUGAAUGUAUCAAUUCAAGGAAGAAUGCAUGAGACAACAUUGACAGCGACAACAUCGAGUAUGGUUCUAAAUGAAAUUCAACGUAUUGAUGUCAAUGCAAAUGUUGUAUCUGAACGUCAGAUACUUGUUUAUACAACAAAUUCAAAUGGAAAUGGAACAUCUGAAGUACAAUCAGUUCAAGUAGAUAAUUCAAUAUUUCAAAUAGGAUUUCGUGGUGCAUAUACAGCUCUACUCAAUGGUCAACCAACUCCAGAAGUUGUUCAAACGGCUUUAAAUGAUUUACCAACAAUUUAUCCAUUAUCAGUUACAGUAACAGCUACAAGUACACUGUAUAUAAUAACGUUUCCACCUGAAAUGGAUAAUGUACCAUUACUUACUUGUAUUUCAACAUCAACAAAUCCUCCUAAUGUUACUGAAAUAGUUCAAGGUGUUGCAUCAGGUUCUCAAAUAGCAUUUGAAUUUGAUGGUCAAUUAACAGAAUAUAUUGAUUUUACAAAUAAUAGUAUAAGUUCAUCAAAACUUCAAUCAAUAUUUAAUGAAGUAUUUAGUAUUCAAUGUCCAAUAUCUCUUAAUAACAUUGAAGCAACAACAUCAAUUGUUUAUCUCGAAGAUUUUGAAACAAAUUGCUAUUAUGAUGAAACAAAUAUCGAAUUAAAUGCAUUUUGUGGACAAUGUUCGCAAGUAACAAAUGUAGUUGUUAAUGGAAAUACACAAAUUGGUAAUUAUUUAUGUUUUGCAUAUAAAUUAUCACACGAUUAUGUUAUUGAACUUGAUCUUGCUAUACAAAUGAAUGGUGAUACAAUAGAUACAUAUUAUCCAACAAUACCAUUAUCAUUAAAUGCUGAUCAAAAUUGGCAUUAUAUUUGUAUCAAUAUACUUAGUGAACUUACAUCUCAAUCAAGUAGUUAUAAUUCUCCAUCGUUAGUUAUAACAUAUGCUACGCUUGACAGAAAUAUUUUAAAUAGUAUUACAAUUGAUACAGUAACAAUUCGAACAUCAUUACCAAAUGGUUAUGAAGAUGUAAGUUCAUAUCCAAUUGAUCAAUCAGCAUCAUCUUCAUGUGUUUUUCCGUUUUAUUAUAAUGGACAACAAUAUUCAAAAUGUAUAUUAAAUCCAAAUAAUAAUUUACCUAUUUGUGCUGAUGCUUCAAAUCAAACAUAUGAAUGUAGUAGUUCAUCAAUUGAAGGUGUUCGAAGACUUUAUCCUAAACAUCAAUUAGUUUAUAAUACAUUAAAAGUUGUAUACACAUCAAAUAAUAAUACAAUUGAUGUCUCAUAUCGAUACAGCGAUUGUUUUCGUCCAGCAUUGAUUGUAUCUUAUCCAAUUUCAAGUACAACGAUCACACGUUUAUCACAACCCUCAAUAAGUGCUAGUGGAACAUUUGAUCUUGUAUUUAAUGCACAAACUUAUCCAUCGAUUCCAGUUAAUAUAACAGCUGCAGAUCUGGCUAAUCGACUACAACUAUCAUCUGAUUUUGGAUUUUUGAAUGUAACACGUUUAGGUUACUGUACAGGUUAUUCCUAUUUAAUUGAAUGGAUAGCAAAUGGUGGUCAGAAAACAGAUAUUUCAAUUACAAAUGCUGGUUCAGUGGCACCAGUUGGUACAACAGUAACUGCCUCUGUUGUUCAACAUGGUGGUGUUCUUUAUAGCCCUUUACCCGGGGAUUUGACAUGUACCUAUCACACAGUACCACAGGUUGAAGUAUUUGUUGGUGGAUAUCCAUCGUUAUGUUCGGAUAAUACUUGUGAUUUUCAAUGGUUAUCCAGUCAAACUCCAACGAUUUCAUCAGUAACACAAAAUGGAAUGUCUUUAACAAUUACUGGAACAGGAUUUAGUACUAUACUCAGUUCAAAUACAGUAUUGAUUGGAACAUCUGGUUCAUGUACAGUUUUAUCAGCAACAACAACAUCAAUUAGUUGUACUAUUAGCAAUGCUCCUUCUGGUAUUUAUACUGUUGGAAUUAAUGUUACUGGGAAAGGUUAUGCCUUGGAAAGUACGAGUUUUACAGUUACUAUUCCAUUACAAAUCACAUCAAUAUCCCCAAGCAGUGGUGGUGCAGGUGGAGGAUAUACAUUAACAGUAACAGGUACAGGUUUCUCACAGAAUGCUGUCGUUACCGUCGAUAAUAAUAUUUGUUCAAAUCCUAUAAUAACGAAUUUUUCAAUAAUUACAUGUAUUGUGCCUGCUACAACGGCAAUAAAUAAUAUUCAAGUGAUUGUUUCUGUUGUUGAUGGUACAUCAGUAGUUAAUGGUCCAUCUUUAUUUACCUACAAUGUGAACAAUACACCGACAAUUACAUCACUUAGUUCAAGUGUAGUUAGAGUAGCUGGUGAGCAAUUAACUAUAAUUGGUACAUUAUUUGGUACUAAUUCAAUAUCUGUUCUUAUUGGUAAUUCAACUGCAACUAUCGUUUCAUCAUCAAACACACAAAUCGUUGUUAUAUUACCUUCGUUACCAGCUGGCAUUUAUCCCGUUUAUGUAUCAACAAUAAAUGGUUAUGCUCGUCCAUCAACUCAAAUUGAAUAUCGUUUUUAUGUACAAUCAGUAUCUCCACAAGUUGGUUCAUUGUAUGGUGGCACUGAUGUUUAUGUACAAGGUCAAGGUUUUGAUAAUUCGACAACUGUUAAUUUUACGAAUGAUGCAUCUGAAAUACCUUGUAAUGUAGUUUCUGUUCAAUCAACACAGAUUCAUUGUGUAACAACGGCAGCUGCUCCACAACUAAUUAUUACAUCGAAUGGCAUCGAUCCAAUCAAUGGUGCUGGUUUCGCAUGGCUACCACAAUAUGCUACUGUACAACAAGGUGCUAAUGUUACUUGGCAAUGGGGUUUAUCAGCACUUCUUUCAUCGAUUACAUACAAGGUUCAACAACUACCGAAUGGAUACGCCACAAACGCAUUAUCUGGUGGAUUUGAUUCUGGUAAUGCGUCAACAUCUGGUUCUUUUUCAUACCAAUUUCUUACAUUGGGAAACUAUUAUUAUUGGUCAACACCCGUCGAUUCAACUGGUUUAAUAAGUCUUCGUGGUGUUAUUACUGUAGUAGCAGCUGAACCACAAACACUUACUGUUGAAGUUACAUCAAACUCAUUUACUGCUCAAUCAUGUGUAUUUCCAUUUACUUUCAAUGGAACAAAUUAUACAUCAUGUACAACAAUUGAUGAUACUCAAUUGUGGUGUUCUCCAUCGGCUAUUUACACUGGUCAACGACUUUAUUGUACACCAACUAAUUCAAUACCUGUUUCAUCGUGUAGUUCAAGUACGGUUCUCAAUCCAUCCACAUGUUCACAAACAGUUCCAACAAGUUCUCCACUUGAAUUUCUAUUUACACCAUGCACCAUUGGAUCAGUUACAUCAAUUUCACCUUUAGUCGGUAGUGCAGGAACUUCGAUUACGAUCACUGGAACGGGUUUUAGCUCAACAGCAUGUGAAAAUAUCGUAGAAAUUGGUUUAUCAUAUACGUGCCCAAUUAUCAGUGCAACAUCUACACAGAUCAUUUGUGAAAUUGCAACUGGAUCAUUACUAAAUGGUAAAACAAAUCAAAGUAUACAAGUAGCUCAUGAUCAACAAGGUUAUUUAAUUAAUGAUGGAGCUUUACAAUUUCAAUUUAAAGCAAUCAUCGAUAGUAUUUCUCCUACACAAGGUUCAACUGCUGGAGGUACACUAGUGACAAUAUAUGGAGAUGGUUUUGUUCCUGCUGAUACACGUGUUAUUGUUGGUGAUACAGAAUAUACAAGUAUAGCUUCUAUUACUUAUUCUCAAAUAACAUUCACAACUUUACCAUUAACAAUACCAGCCUAUCUUGAUCAAGAUAUACCUAUUACUAUUUUAGUUGGUACUAAUACUGUCAUUUGUUCACCAAUAAGUUGCACAUUUCGAUGGUCAUCUAGUGUAACACCUUAUAUUAAUUCUGUUAGUCCAACAUCUAUCACUGGUCCAGCUACAUUAACAUUGACUGGUGAGAAUUUAGAAGCUAGUAAUUCAGCAACUAUUUCAAAUACUUAUGUAACUAUUAAUAAUCAUAUAUGUAAUGUUACAUCAAUCAUCAAUUCAACAAUUAUUUGUCAAGUGGACAGUAUUGAAGCUGGAACUUAUACAGUUAUUGCAUCUAUUUCAGGUGUAGGAAAUGUUAUUUCAUCGGCUUCUGUAACAUCCGUAGCAAGUCUUACAAGUGAAUCACCAACAAAUAUUGGAAUUUAUGGUGGUGCUCUGGUGACAAUACUUGGUAAUGGAUUUUCAAAUACUAGUUCAGUUAAAAUUGGUUCAAAUCCAUGUACAAUUGUAUCAAUAAGUACUUCUCAAAUUGUAUGUACAGCACCUGCACAAAAUACAAAUCCAUUAUCGUCUCUUGUGAAUGUUACUUCGAAUAGUGUUCGUUUUCCAUCAACAUUAUAUAUUAGUUAUAGUUCUUCCAUUACACCAAUUGUUUCAUCAAUUAGUCCAACAUCAGGAAGUAUAUCUCAAGUAUUAACUAUUACUGGAUCGAAUUUUGUCAAUGGUCAAACAAAUGUUUUCGUAGGUGGUGUAACUUGUACAAUAAAUAGUAUUUCAUCUACAUCAAUCACAUGUACAGUUGGUUCAAUUCCAGCUGGUUAUCAAUCUGUUAUUGUUCAAAUACCAUCAGUUGGUACAUCAAAUUCGAAUAUUCAAUUUCUUUCUUCGCUGUCAGUAAAUAAUGUGGUACCUAAUCAAGGUAGUUAUGGUGGCGGUCAAUUAGUAACAAUUACUGGUAAUGGAUUUAAUGGAUCCGCUGUUGAUGUGACAAUAUGUAAUCAACCAUGUCAAACUGUUACAGUAUUAUCUAACACUAUAUUAACAUGUGAAACACCUUCAGCAACCGUUUCAUCAUCGGAUACAACGUGUACUUUAAUAGUAACAGUGAAUGGUUUAUCACAAAAUAGUGUAUUUACUUAUCAGAAUAGUCUCACAUCAACAGUAAUAUCUGUUAGUCCAACUCGAGGUGGAACAGGUGGUGGAACAACAUUGACUAUUACUGGAACGAAUUUUCCAAAUUCAAUAAAUGAUGUAUCAGUAAGUAUUGCAGGUGUUAGUUGUUCAGUACAAACAAUUAGUUCAACUACUAUCACUUGCUUCACUGGAAGUUAUGCUCAAACAACAGUUGAGGCGACUGUUAUUGUUAGUGUUACUAAUGCGGGUAAUGCCAUAAGUUCAGCACAAUUUCAAUAUAUCGAUCUUUGGUCAAGUUCAUGGACAUGGGGUGGAGAAGCUCCACCUGAAGCUGGUACUAUUGUAGUAAUUGAUAAUGGAAAAACAGUUUAUUUUGAUACAAUAACUCCAAUAAUAACAGCAAUUAUUAUUGAUAAUGCAUCAUUAAUAUUUGAUGAUAAUCAAGAUGUUGCUUUAAAUGUUAAAUAUAUAUUAGUUGUUAAUGGAGGUCAUUUUCAAGUUGGUACAGAAUCUAAUCCAUUUCAACAUAAUGCUAUUAUAACUAUGUAUGGUCAAUUAAGAUCCAUUGAAUUACCGAUAUAUGGAGCUAAAGUAUUGGCAUUACGUGAUGGAAUAGUAGAUAUGCAUGGAAAAGAUGUUGGUCAAACUUGGACACGUUUAUCAUCAACAGCAACAAUGGGAUCAUCACAAAUUAGUUUACAAAUUCCUGUUAAUUGGGGAAUUAAUGAUAGUAUUGUUAUCGCAACAACUGGUAAUUAUGAAAGUCAAGGUGAAAGUGAAGUACGAACAAUAGUUGGCAUAUCAUCAAAUCGUUUAACAUUAACAUUAGAUUCUCCAUUAAAUUAUACACAUUUGGGUAUAACAAAAACUGUUGGAACAACAACAGUUGAUAUUCGUGCUGAAGUUGGUCUUCUUUCGCAUAAUAUUUUAUUCCAAGGUUCAGUUGAGCAAACAUGGGAUCAAACAAUUCCAGCAUGUCCUGAUGGAUUUGAUCCAGGAGAAUUUGCUACGAUGACAUGUUUUCUUGGUCGAUAUGGAGAAGAAAUAGGUUCAGAUCAAUUUGGUGCAACAAUAAUGGCUAGUGCAAGUAAUAGUAGUUCAACUGGAGAUCAACCAGCUAUUCUUCGUUUAUCAAAUAUUGAAGUAUUUAAUGCUGGUCAAGCAUUUCGUCUUGGUCGAUAUCCAGUACAUUUUCAUAUGAAUGGAAAUAUGAGUUUAUCUUACGUUAAAAGUUCAGCAAUUCAUCAAACAUUUAAUCGUGCAAUUAAUAUUCAUGCUUCGAAUUAUUUAACUAUUCAAAAUAAUGUUGUUUACGAUAUUAUGGGUGGAGCAAUGUUUCUUGAAGACGGCGUGGAAAUAGGAAAUAUUUUUGAUGGAAAUUUAGCUGUGUUUGUUCAAACAAGUUCAAGUCUAUUAAAUGAAGAUGUCACACCUGCUGCUAUUUGGGUAACAAAUCCAAAUAAUAUAGUUAUAAAUAAUGCUGCUGCUGGUGGUACUCAUUUUGGUUACUGGUAUCGUAUGCUUGAAACACCUGAUGGACCAUCAUUUUCUACAUUUCCGGAUUUUUGUCCUUUUCGACAACCAUUUGGUCGUUUUUAUAAUAAUAGUGUUCAUAGUGUUGGUCGAAUUGGUGUUUGGAUAUUUCCUGAAUACAGUCCAACAGUUGCUGGUAGUUGUUCAAAUGAUGCUCCUUAUCAAGCAGUUUUUGAAAAAGUAACAACAUGGGGAAAUGCUCGAGGCUUCGAAUGGGUUAUGUCAAGUACAAUUCAAAUAAAAGGUGCUAUUGCUUUUGAUAAUGUUGAAGCUGGUCUUUCAUGUGUUAGUGCUAUUAAUGAUCAAGCAACAAAUUUACCUAAUCUUCAGGCAACAUUCUAUAAUAUAAGUGCUGGUUCAUCAGUAAUAAAUUCUUUAAUUGUUGGUGAUUCUGGAACAUCAUCAAGUAGUAUUGUACCAUCAGAUGGUGGACUUAUUGUUAUGUGGGAUCGUGGUCUACGAGUACAAAAUGUAACAUUUAUUAAUUUUCCAGAUCCCGAUACUCAAGCUAUUCGUGGUCCAAUUAUUGAAGGUCGUUGUGUAGUAGGAUGUGGAGGUUGGUUAACAAAAUUUUCUCAAUUAAAUUUUAUUAAUGUACUAAAUCGUGGUCAAUUUCGAUGGUCAUAUGAUGGUAUAUAUCAGGAUGAAGAUGGUACAUUAGGAAAUAUUCCUGGAGCAACAAUAAUGCCACCUGAUGGUCUUUGGAAUACAUCAAAUGCUUGUACACCAACACCACAUUUUGUUAAUUCAAUAACAUGUCCAGGAUCAUUAGGAAAUUUUCUACGAUUUUCAUUCAAUCAAGCCAAUCUUGAUCAAAAUGGUGAAACAUUAUUUAUAUAUGAUUCAUCGAAUCAUGUAACUAAUGUUCCAUCCCUUCAGAAACGAUUGACUCAUCCAAAUGGUUAUAUGAUGGUAUUACAAUCUAAACAAACCUAUACAUUUGAAUUUGAAAAUGAAAAUAGCACAACAAACUUAUCCUAUACUGGUGUUGUUUAUAGUUUAUCUCCUGGUGAUUAUUUAAUAAUUCAACAGAAAAUGGAUUAUAUGCCUGAUCAAGUUAAUACAAUAUCGAGUUCAUCAAUGGUAACACAAUCUUCAACGCCAUUAUCAGGUUUAACAAGUAAUAAUGGUGAUUGGUAUUAUGAUAAUGAUACAUCCUUAUUUUCAUAUAUCGUUAAAAAUCCUUCAACAAAUGUAUUGCAAACUGAUGUAUCAUUAUAUUUAAGCGCAAUAAAAUGUCGUUAUCCCAAUUGUGUAUAUCCAAUCUCACCUGGUCUUACUCUUCCAGCAACAGCUCGACCAAGUACUGCAUUAUAUUGGUCAAAUGAUUCGGAUUGGUCAUUUGCAACUCAAGGUUAUGGAGGAUACGGAAGUAUUAAACCUGGUAAUGGUACAGAUAUUUAUAUUCCAAGUGAUAUUUGGCUUGUUGUUGAUUAUCCAUUACCAACAAUUCUUUCCUUACGUAUUGAUGGAGUUUUAGAAUUUGAACAAGGUAUGAAUAAUAUAUUAAAUGUGAAUAGUAUUCUAAUAAAUGGUGGUCAAUUGAUUGUUGGUUGGCCUAAUGAUCCAUUGACAUCGAAUGUUGAUAUUGUAAUACAAGGUGAUGCAUCAGUUAAUGUUCUUUUACCAAACGAUGGUGGAUCAAUUGGACCAAAAGUAAUUGGUGUUUUGGGUGGUCUUGAUCUUCAUGGUUUACCUCGAAAUGUUUCUUGGACAAGACUUGGUGCAACAGCAUUAUCGAAUCAAAAUACAAUUGUUUUAAGUGAACCAGUUGAUUGGAAUGUUGGUGAUGAAAUUAUACUAACAACAACUGAUAAUAGUUUAUCACAUACUGAACGACAUACAAUUGAAACAAUUAGUUCAAAUCAAUUAGUUAUAACUACAGUUCUUGCUCUUAAUUAUACACAUAUCGUUAUUAAUGAAGUUUAUCCAAAUGGUCGAAUAGUUCAUAUUGCUGGUGCAGUUGGUUUAUUAACACGAAAUGUUCGAGUUAUUAAUCGUAGUCCAGCUUCAGAGUUAUUUGGUUUUCGAAUAUAUAUUAGUGAUUAUGCAACUAAUAUUUGGAAUCCAUCUAGUUCUGAAUAUCUUUAUACAUAUUACAAAGGUUUUGCAAGAAUUUCGGAUACACACUUUAUUGGCUAUGGACAAUUUGUUGAUGCACCAGAUGAAGAUAAACGAGAAGGUAUUCAUAUGUAUGAUUUAGGUGAUUGGAAUGCUUCUCGGCCAACUUAUGUUGAUUCAUGUUCAUUCGACGGAGGAUCUUAUUCAGCAAUUGGUAUUUGGAAUACCUCUGGCGUGCCAAUUACUAAUAAUGUUGUUUAUAAUACAUAUCAAUCUGGUAUUGUUACUGCGGGACAAAAUACUAUUAUUGAUGGAAAUCUUGUUGUCACUGUCUAUUGGUCAGGUACAGCAGAACCUAGUACUGCUUCACUUGAUAUCAAUUAUGAUGGAGCAAUUAUGUCUCGCGAUGGUAUUAGCGUUGUUAUGACGAAUAAUUUUGUCGCUGGUGUUGAACGUAUAGGUUAUCGUGUUCAAGGAGAUGCUUGCCCAAAUACAACUGUGUCAUCAAAUAUUACGAAUCAUUAUGCAAAUAACGAAGUUCAUUGUGCUAUGGCGGGUGUAGCGAUUUGGCCGACUGAUCCAGGUUUUGGUUAUGAUACAGAAUGUGUCCUAUUCAGUGGAUUUACAACAUAUAAAUCAUGGUAUUAUGGUCUCUAUAUCAAUACAGAUCGAAAUAUAAUUGUUGAUUCAUGUACAGUUGUUGAUGGAAGUGUUGGUAUAUUAACAUUUGUUAUUGGACCUUCACCAUUGACACAUAUGCCAGGAAAUAAUUCAAUAGUUAUUCAAAAUUCAUUAGUUAUUGGAAGUAUAACUCCCGAUGAUUGUGAUGAUGUUCUUGAUACAACAUCAAAUAAUGUUAUUUAUGCGGCAACAGCUAUUCCAUCAGUAUCAGCAACAUCAACUGAUACGGAUCCUGGCGGAAGAUCGGGUAUUGUCUUUCCAUUUAUAUCUGGUGGUGAUAAUAUGAUGCCACGACAUCCAUGGACAAAUAUUGAUGCUUAUCCAUGCAUAAAUGGUAUAAUGAAAAUAAUUAAUGUAACAUUUACACAUUUUAAUGAUAUAUGUUCUCGUCGAGAUAUUGCUAUUCAAGUAGCUCAACAUGAUGAUGAUGGACAAUUUCCUGUUGUAACCAGUUUAAUGUCACUUUAUAAUGUUUCACAAGGAAAUAUUAUAUUUAAUGGUCGACCAAAUCUUGAUGUUGUUGAUCCAAGUGAUUGUGUUGAUAUGGAUUGUGAUGGUCUCAAAAAGAAUUUACUUAUUGAUACAGAUGGUACACUUGUUGGUCAACCGUCAAGUAUAAUAUCUCAAGCAGGUUAUGAUUGGGGUGAUCAAGCUCAUGGCGUUGGAGAUUAUCGUAUUCCAGAAGCUGCAUUAAGUAAUUCAAAUGGUCAAAUGAUAAAUAUAAAUACAACUUAUCCUUAUCGUGGUAUUAGUCUUGAUUCGACAUGUGUUUAUCAAUCAUCAUGGCAAAUGUAUUUAUGUCGAAAUCGCCCACAAUAUCGAAUGCUAAUUAUUGAAAGUAUGGAUUCUGAUACUGAAACUCGACGACUGUCUCCAAUUGCAGUUAUGUCUGAUAAUGGUUAUAUUGAUUUAUUAAAUGGUCCACAAGAUCAUGGUUGGUGUGAUGGAUAUACAUGCCAAAAACGAAUAUCAACAUUUAUGUCAUUAAUUGAAAGUCAACAUCAAUAUAAUAUUUAUUUAUCAAGUACACCACCAAAUCAAAUACGUUUUAGAAUAUUAAAUAGUGAUGCAACUAUUGUUAAUUCAAUAGCUCUGUAUUAUAAUUCAAUACAACAAAUUGAUGUUUAUGCAAAUGGAAUUUAUGUUUAUCCAGCAAAUCGUAAUCCAUCCUAUCAAAAUACUUUAAUGUUAACUGAUCAACCAACUACUCUAUCUUAUUCAUUACCAGCUGGUUCUAAUUAUUUUAAUAGAACAACUCAAAUGGCAUCAUUUAUAAUUGAUGGUGUUACUGUUAUUGAUCUUAAGAUAUCUCAAUUACUUGUUCUUAGUUUUAAUCUUCCAGCUGUAUCAGUUUCAACAUUUUAUUCGUCAAAUCUUGUCGCAAAUUUAGCUGCACUUCUUGGCGUUAGUUCAGAUAUGAUUCGAAGUGUUAAUAUUGUUUCAGCUAAUAAUAACACUCGUGUAUAUCGUCGACAAAUAAGUUCAGUUGUAUUACGUAUUGAAUUACGUUUUGAGCCAGCAACUAAUAUUAAUAUGGAUACAUCGAAUCAAACUGAAGCUUUAUCAAAUAUAACAGCAUCAAUUAUAAGUCGUUAUCAAUCAAAUGAUUUACAAACAUCAUGGUUAAAUUAUCCAUCAUUAGGAAGUGUUGUACCAACAGGUUUAAAUGUUCAAGAACCAUUAAAUGAAUCAUCAGUUCCAUUAAGUACUAUUGAUCGAAUUGCACUCAUUACACCUCCAACAUUAUGUCGUGAGCAAAGUCCUUGUGAUAUUCAACCAGUAUUAGUUGCAUAUGAUUCAUCGGGUAACAUAAUUAAUAAAUUAGGUUCGAUUGAUCAACCAUGGCAAAUCCAAGCAACUAUUAUUGGACAACCAAAUAUGGUUCUUAUUGGUGCUAUUGCCAAUUAUUCAAAUGGUCAUACACAAUUUACAUCAUUUGCGUUUCCAUAUAUGGGAACUUAUCAAGUUCAAUUUUCUUUCGUUUUAUCAAAUGGUCUUAGCAGUUCAUUUGUAACAACAAGUAGUUUAAUAAUAAAUUCACCAUCUGUAUCAGUGACUCGUGCAACAUUAUCAGGAACACAAAUAAAUCCAAUAUCUGUUGUAUCAAUUAAUGAAACAUUCAAUAUAUCAGUUGUUAUUGUUGAUAGGAUUUCUCUUUAUCCAAUUAGUAAUAUAACAUGGAGAAAUUUAAUUUGGUCUGCAAGUAUUUCACUUUAUGAAUUAUCGGAAUAUAAUCCUCAAGGUUCAUUAAUUAAAAGUUCAUCAUCAAUGAUAAUUAUUGAUACAAAUACAGGAAUAAUAACAGGAACAAAUUUAGCUAUUAAUCAAACUGGAAUGUAUAUAUUGAAUAUUAUUGUAACAUCAGCGAAUGGAGAAUAUUCAUUUGAAAUUACAACAAGUGGAAUUUUAGUUAAACAAAUCAACAGUAUACUUAUAGUAGAUGUAGGUACUCCUGUAUCAUAUAUUCGAUUUACUGGUGAUUUUGAUAUGUUAAAUUCAACUGGAAUGUUAGAAAUAAAACGAGCAAUUAUUUAUAAUUAUUUAAUUAGUAUUCGAUUACCUAUUAUUAGUGAUUCAACUAUUUACAAAGGAAGUGUUAUGUCAUCAUUUGUCGUUGAUUCAGUACCAGAGAAUGCAUCCUAUGCUGUACAACAAGCGCAAUCUAAUAAUCAACCUAUAUCAGAUCUAGUGACGACAGAACUUGUUAUUAAUAGUCAGUCAUUUAUUAUUCCAUCUAGUGGAAGUUCGACAUCAAAAACAGGCUUAAUUGUUGGACUUACUGUUGGUCUUGCCGCUGGAUUAGGUGUCAUACUUGCUGUAAUCUAUGCUUCUUAUAAAUUCAAUAAACGAUUUAAACAUCGUCGUUUAAUAAAUGAUACUGAAAUGAACAAUAGAUCAAAUGGUCCAGAAAAUGAUUCAUUAACUUCACCUGAAACAUCAGGAUUACAAUCAACACCAAUCAGCAAUCCUGCAUUGCCAACAGAAACGACACGAGUUCCAUCUGCUGUUAGUGUUACUACACUUAAUGUAACAGAAACAAUUAAAUCAAUGACUCCUGUUCAACAUAUUUGA